Messenger RNA from Lodderomyces parapsilosis, 684 nucleotides. RefSeq lists its product as uncharacterized. The transcript has a single exon. Bases 1 to 684 code for a protein of 227 amino acids. The record is from RefSeq and is a predicted model, not a curated record. NCBI's taxonomy places the organism in Eukaryota, Fungi, Ascomycota, Pichiomycetes, Serinales, Debaryomycetaceae.
AUGUCUCCAUCUACAUUACCAUUAAAGGAAUAUUCUGUUGAUACCCCACGUCAAACAUUACUUAAAGGCGCAGAACAUCUUUUGAAAUCAGUUCCCAAUUGGAACCCUGGCAAAACUUAUUACGAAGAUACUAAACAUGUUACCAAGAUUUCCCAUGAUACAAUCGAUGGUGAUUACUGGUGUGCUAGACGCACUGCGUUGAGAGAUAUUCCAAUUGAUAAAUUUAAAUCAGCCAUUAUUGGCACUACUGAGAUUGGUUUCACUCAUUCAGAUCAUGAAAUUAACUACGUUCAUGAAAUUGAGCUGAUGCAAGUUCGCAAUAUUCAAAAUUAUGAAGAUAAUGGAUGGAGUUAUACUAUCCAUGCUAUCUACGACUUUGGAUUCCCCUUGAACAAAAGACUGUUUAAUGAAUUGGUUCAUGUUUUUGUUUCCAAUGAUAAGGCUUUGGUUGUUAGUGUUCCAAUUGCGGGAGAAGUUGAGGGGGUUUUGGGUAGUUAUGUAUCUGUUGAAGAGAUUAAGUGGGAUGCAGACAGUGUUGAAUGGACAGUGGCAACUACUUCGAAACCAGGAGGAAUUGUUCCUGAAUGGGUUACCAAGUUAAGUAUCGGUGGUGCAAUAGCUAAAGAUGUUCCAAACGUGCUUGCCUAUAUUGAAAGCAACAAGUUUUUGGUGCAGGUUGGUUAA